This is a messenger RNA of Penicillium salamii, 2259 nucleotides long. The record is from the annotation of a GenBank genome assembly. Lineage: Eukaryota; Fungi; Ascomycota; Eurotiomycetes; Eurotiales; Aspergillaceae.
AUGACCGCCGUGGGCCCGACACCCAAUUCUCCCCCCGAGCUCUCCGGGUCGAAAUCCUCGAAAUCCUCCUCCUUUCAUUCCUCCCAGCUGGACGGCCCAGACAGUGCUUUCACGGACAUUUCGAACUUCGAAGAGAUUGGCCUGGAAGAUGAUGCGGACCUGUCCUACAUGGAGUCCGCCGGCUCGUAUGGUCGCGCGGGGGUAAUGGCUCGGUCGCCCGCCGCUCGGGUAUCCAGCAAGGGCCCUACGACCUCGACACGCGAUUUGACCGCUACUCCGAAGCCCAGAAAACGAAGUCCUUUACCUCCGUUGAACGGAGCGAAGCCCCCUCAUUCGUCCGGGUCUCUCAUGGCCAAAUCUGGGAAUCGCAGAGACUCCGGUAGCACGCUGCACUCGCCCGGAUUGACACCCUCCCAGCCUCACCGACCACGGUCCGUCUCACCACUUCGUCCGACCUCCAGUCGCUCCGCCUCGAGCACUAGCUUGGCUUUGUCCCCGCUCUCAGCGCGAGUCCCAGUCGGCAAACAAACCUGGCAGCCUAAUCGAAAGUCACUGAAGGAAUUAGAGGAAGAAUAUCACGACUCGGAUGAUGAGCUACCGGACGACGCGAGUCUGUGGAACAUUCCUAUCUCCCCACGACCAGCGCAAGAACGGGCGCCCUCUCGCUCCGCCAGCCCCAAUGGCCGCAGUCCUGGCCGUCGCCCGCUUCCUUUCCAACACGCAAUCUCGGAUGACAAAGGGGCCAAACCCGAAGACACGGCAAAGGCAUCCCGCAUGAAGAGGAUAAAUCGAUCCAGCUCCGCAGGACCGGAGCGUGGUCAAAUUUCGCCACGCAAUCCCCGCACCUAUUCGUAUAAUAGUUAUUUAACAGAUCUCUCCGAAGAAGCGAAGAUUAUCACCGAGGCUCUGGAGCUACACGCCGAUGAUAGGGACCGCCUGCGCGAGGAAAAUGUGCAAUCUGGUGGUGCACGGAAGUCGAGUGAGGACUCACACCGGGCAUCUCGGGACGCCACUGCUUUGCCGCCUCUUCAAAGAUCUAAUAUCAUGAUCGAUCCGUUACCAAUCAGCAAAGAAAAAGAAAAGGUUCUCACGCGGACCCGCCCUAGCUGGCUUCCGCCCAAAGAUCAGAAGGAGGAAAAGAAGCAUUUGAAGCAAUAUCAGGAAAUGAUGGCCCAGUCUCGGGAGGCGGAGAAACGCAAAGCCGCCCAAGAAGCAUCUGCGCAGUGCGCUAAGGAUAACACCCGGUCAACGCUACAGAAUAUCUGGGAUGAGUACGUGUGCCCACACUGGGACCGUGCCCUCAACGAGCCUCGAAUUCGCGAGCUUUGGUGGCGAGGAAUUCCUCCCCGCAACAGAGGAGAGAUUUGGGGACGAGCCAUUGGCAAUGAGCUAGCUUUGAGCGAGGAAACCUUCACCAAAGCUCUUCAGCGAGCAAAGGAUCUUCGCGGCAAAAAAGACGCCGAGAACGAAACAAACAAACGUUUCCAAGAUUGUUUCGACGCAAUUGAAAACGACGUUCCAAAGGCUUUCUCCGAUCUGAACCUCUUCCAAUCGGGAGGCCCGCUCCAUGAUACUCUCAUCGAUGUUUUGUUGGCAUACUGCAUGUAUCGCAGUGAUGUUGGCUACAUCCACGGUCUUCACACCAUUGCCGCUCUCCUCGUUCUCCAAUUCCCAACCCCUGUCUCCGCAUUCCUCGCCAUGGCAAAUGCUCUCAACCGUCCUUUACCAGUCGCCUUCCUGACCUGGGACCGCGGAGCCAUGGCCCGAUCCUACACAUUGGCCUCUGAUACUUUGCGUUACAAAUCCCCGCGACUCUACACCCACCUCACCCAAACUUUCAACCUCUCCGACGAGGAGCUAUGGGAGCCUAUCUUCCGCUCUCUCCUGACAAACGGCCUGGAUCUCGAACGCCUCUCCCGUGUUUGGGACUGCUGGGUUUUCGAGGGUGAUCGCAUCAUGAUUCGUUCAGCCGUUGCUAUCCUUAGCUGCCUACAAACCCAACUAUUCUCUUUCCAGCAAGGAGAUGAGCAGACGCGUCUGGUGAUACGUGACAUCCUCGGCUGGGGACCCCGACAUGUCGGGGCCAACACCCAAAAACCCAAAGAUCGCCACAGUGCACCUGCCGCAGCAGGCUUUGGGGGAGGCUCGAUCGAGAAUCCCGGCGUGGCUGAUUACUGGGUUCUCACAGCUGCCGGAAACGAAGACGGGUUCAUGAAAGCUGUGCGAGAGGCUGGAAAGGUUCGUCAGCAACGACAAUGA